ACUCAUCAUUCCUCAGUAUAUUACCGUUGUAUAUGGCUCGCCUCUUUCUCUCUCUCUCUCUCUCUCCAUACCCAUUUCCUUUCAAAUUAAGACCACAAAACGAAUUGUUUUGGAGAUAGAGAUCGAUGAGACGACAGGACAGCUGCAGUAGUGAUAUGCGGUUAGACCCAGCAGCAUCUGCCUCUGCUCACCAUGGAGAUCCGAAUGCAAAGACCAUGGGCUGCAUGUCCGGCAUUAUUUGCUUUCUCUCCAAAUACCACCGUACUAAUUUCCGCAAAUGCAAAUUCCUCACAUUUGGGAAAACGCAAAAUCAAGAGAAGAAUAAUGGGCGGGUUGGUAAUGGUUCCUCUUCUCCAGGAUCGUCAUCAACAACAAUCCAAGCUGCUUCCACUAACAGAAUAGUGGCCCAACUAACAGAAUUAAACAAAAUUGGAGACAAGUCACCAUCCUCCCAUAUUAGUUAUCUCCAGGCAGUCUCAUGUAAUAUUGUGCCAAGAAGCCCGACACUUCCAGCAGAUAUUCGGCGGCGAUCAGCACCAUCGCUGGUAAUAGCGCGGCUUAUGGGGUUGGAAGAGGAAGAGGCUCCAUCAAUACAAGUUCAAGAUCAGUACUACUACUCGAGGAUAACUGGCCAGAAGAGGCAACAGCUGCUGGGAGCAUUGGAAAAAUGCGACCGAGAUUUGAAGGCGCUCAAGCAGAUGAUAGAAGCUGUUGGUGCGCCACCGAAAAAAUCAAUUGAGGCGAUUGACAAUACUGUUGUUGUUAUUAAUAAGGGAAUUAAGAAGAGGUCUAAUGAUGGUGCUAUUUUGAAGAAGAGUAGUAGUGAGCUGCAGCCGAGUUGUGUUUCUGUGCUGGAUGACGAGUCCAGUACUCGUUUUCCCUUCAGCAACCCCCACCACCACUACUCCAAGAAACAAAUAUCGUUCAAUAUUAAUUACGGGCGAGCACAACAAAGGAAGAUAGCUGGAGAAGAAGACUGCUACUUGAGUAAUCCUUCAAGUAUAAUUAACAAGUUCACUACAGAAUCGUCAGUAGCAGCAUUUGAUGAGAACAAGACCCGUCCUGACUACCAUGUUAUUGUGGAAGAGAGUACUGUGGAUCAAGUGUGUAGAGACAUUGCCUGGGGUGAGAAAAGAGAAAUGGGAAGAAUAGGCUUGGCUUUACAGGACCUUAUCUACAAAAACUUGAUUCAAGAGCUCGUCGCUGAAAUGGAUUAUUCAAAAUAUACUAGUCCUGUGUGCUCACUACCCUUUGAGGCAUGUAAGAGAAGACUAUCAUUCUAAAUCGA
This is a messenger RNA of Rosa rugosa (rugosa rose), 1288 nucleotides long. RefSeq lists its product as uncharacterized. Bases 126 to 1283 code for a protein of 385 amino acids. Lineage: Eukaryota; Viridiplantae; Streptophyta; Magnoliopsida; Rosales; Rosaceae. The record is from RefSeq and is a predicted model, not a curated record. The transcript has 3 exons.